AUGACCUACGAGUAUGGAAGCUCACGCUUUCUAUCAAAAAAAGGAUUUGAUGUAAAAUCCUACGGAACAGGGGAUAAAGUUAAAAUCCCUGGUUCAGCGGCAGAUAAACCUAAUAUAUACGACUUUGGAACAUCAUAUGAGGAGAUAUAUUUAGAUCUAUUACAGAAAGACAAAGCACUAAUGGUCUUCUCCAUACAUUGGACCGCAACAGGAGGAUAA
Molecule: messenger RNA, 219 nt
Organism: Acanthoscelides obtectus
Lineage: Eukaryota; Metazoa; Arthropoda; Insecta; Coleoptera; Chrysomelidae
Source: the annotation of a GenBank genome assembly